Messenger RNA from Cyprinodon tularosa, 3162 nucleotides. It is a transcript of the gene ccdc93, whose product is annotated as coiled-coil domain containing 93. Lineage: Eukaryota; Metazoa; Chordata; Actinopteri; Cyprinodontiformes; Cyprinodontidae. The coding region runs from base 102 to 1994 and encodes 630 amino acids. The transcript has 23 exons. The record is from RefSeq and is a predicted model, not a curated record. Gene Ontology annotation, biological process: Golgi to plasma membrane transport.
AUUGUAAGAGAAGAAGAAGGAGGAGAAGACGAGAAGAAGAGGAAGCAGCCAACCUCUUUGAUCAUAUGACGUGAAUUGUCAUUAGCAGUACGUUAUUUACAAUGGCGGCGUCUGUCUUCCACAGAGUGAGAACAGGGUCCAAACUUGGCGUUCAGUACAAUGAGGAAGGCCAGCUGAUUCAGGUGGAGAGCAGGGAGGAUGAGGAGCAGAGCGUGAAGCUGGCGGAAAUCCUGGAACUGUUGUUGGCUGCGGGAUACUUCCGGGCCCGCAUCAAAGGCCUGUCCCCGUUUGAUAAGGUUGUUGGUGGAAUGACCUGGUGCAUAACCACGUGUAACUUCGACAUAGACGUAGAUCUGCUAUUCCAAGAGAACUCCACCAUUGGUCAGAAAAUAGCCCUGACAGAGAAAAUAGUUUCUGUUUUGCCAAAAAUGAAGUGUCCUCAUCGCCUUGAACCCCAUCAGAUACAAGGCUUAGAUUUUAUUCAUAUUUUCCCAGUGAUCCAGUGGUUGGUGAAGCGAGCCAUAGAGACCAGAGAAGAGAUGGGAGAUUAUGUGAGAGCAUUUUCCAUUUCUCAGUUCAAGAAGAGCCACACCUUCCCUGAGGAUAAAGAAUUUCUCCAGAGAAAAGACAAAGCUGUAAAAGCAGUUCUGGAUGUACUGGAGGUGUACAAACCUGAGAGAAAGUACCGAAGGCAGAGGGAGGCAGGGAUCCUCCUGGAUGAGGAAUCCAGGGUCCACUCCACUCUGCUUGAAUAUGGCAGGCGUUAUGGCCUCAGUAAGCCGAGUAAACAAAACAAGGAAGAUGACGGGAAGGUCUGUGGGUCUCAGACGAAGCCUGCUGGGAUUGCAGAGGCUAUGGAGGAAGAAAAGCUGCAAGCAGUCGAAGAGAUGCGGAUUAAAAACCUGAUGACCAGUAUGGCUGCCAUGGCAACUGGAGAGGGGAAGCUGACUGCAAGUGCUGUGGGUCAGAUAGUUGAGCUCCAGUCCAAGGAGAUCAAGCUGAUUGCUUCUGAGUAUGCUGAAAAGCAGUUGGAGCUUUCUUUAGAGGAGCGCUCAGAGCGAUAUGGUCCAUUGCAGCAGCACCGCCGGGCCGUUGCCUCAUUGAACAAACAGAUCCAACAAAAGAUUGAGCAGCUGGAAGAGCUGAAAGCCAACCAUGCUCAGGUGAUAGCCCACAAUGAAGAGGCAAAGAGGAGUCUCAUGGAGGCUAAAGAACACUCAUUAAAACUGGAGAGGGAGAUGAAGUCAUUAGAAGAGAUGGAGAAACAAGCGGACAGUGGCCUGCUAGAGAACCUCAGGGCUUUGGUGAUGAUGAAUGAGAAUCUAAGGCAGCAGGAGCUGCAGUUCCGCACACACUGCAGGGAAGAGAUGUCCCGUCUGCAGCAGAAUAUUGAAGAGCUGAAGUCAACUUCAGGACAGGACACAGAGGAGGAGCAGGAGAGAAGCAAGUUAAUAGACCAUCAGUACAACUCAGACCGAGAGAAACUGCAGAAGAUCCGACUGCUUAUGGCUCGCAGGAACCGCGAGAUUGCAAUCCUGCAGAGGAAGAUUGAUGAGGUGCCUAGCCGGGCUGAGCUGACACAGUACCAAAAAAGAUUUAUUGAACUCUACAGCCAAGUUUCUGCUACACACAAGGAGACCAAGCAGUUCUUCACACUGUAUAACACCUUAGAUGAUAAAAAGGUCUAUCUUGAGAAGGAGGUUAAUCUGCUGAAUUCAAUCCAUGACAACUUUCAACAAGCUAUGUCAUCUGCCGCAGCCAAAGACCAGUUUCUUAGACAGAUGGAGCAGAUAGUGGAGGGUAUCAAACAGAGUCGCAUGAAGAUGGAAAAAAAGAAGCAGGAAAACAAAAUGAGAAGAGAUCAGUUGAAUGAUGAGUACCUGGAGCUGCUCGACAAGCAGAGACUUUACUUUAAAACUGUCAAAGAUUUUAAAGAGGAGUGCCGCAAAAAUGAGAUGCUGCUGUCUAAGCUGAGGGCUAAAGGAGCCUCCUAACUCACCUCUACCUCCUGGCUCUGGAUUCUGUUUAGCCAGCCUGAACAGGAACUGAAUACACGUGGGAUCGUUAUCAGGGUUAUUUUGGACAAAGACACAGCUCCAACCUCAGCCUCAACAGGGGCCUGUUAGAUCACUUCAUAGAGAUCUGGUUCAUUUAGUUUUUGAACUUUUUAUAAGGUUGGAGCUAUAGGAAUAGAAAUAUGUGGAUAUGAUUGGUCAAUAUCUGCCUAGAUGACCUCCAUUGUAUCUGCUGCUUAAAAUAUCCCUUAUUAAUCCUUUCAAUAAAAUAUACAGACUACACCUCUAGUAGUUUCAUGUAGAAAAGGUAUUUAAAUUAAAUGAAAAUGGUUUGUAUUUUGGUCUAUGUUGUUAAAAUUUGUUGAAAUAGAGAGAUGAUGGCAUUUGGUGUGUUCAUAAUAUCAUUAAUCUCUAAUUUAUGCUUACACAAGUUAUUUUCAGUACAUGUAAGUCAAAUGCUGAGAUCUUAUUAACAUGUUUUUAUUUUAUUUAUGUUGCAAGCUUUCCAAAAAUCUGAUCAACAUUAAUAAUAUAAAUGUUUAUUUUUUGAUAACCUUUUUCUGCUUUACUACUGUUUAUCCAAGAAACGACCAACAUUGUUCCAGUCAAAAUCAUGAAAGCAUUUUACAGUUUGUCCUUCUUUACUGAGCAUGUAAGCCAUUAAAGUCUUUCUACACCUAUAUUAGAUAUUUUCUAUGGAGAAGAACAUGUUAACUUGAGUGGUUUGUUUCUAGACCUUCAUCUUUUUUGCUUUUGUCUAUCUUAGUUAUUAAGGACUGUAUAAAAGAAAUACCAUAUUUUGCUAAGUUAAUUUUAUAUAAUUUAGCAUAAUAUCAGACAAGUAAAAUGGUAAACAGUUUUCAGGUAGAUUUGAGCUUAAAUACUGUAACAAAAUUACAAUUCCGAUUGUGGACAGUGAGUUAAUUAAUCGUAAUAUAACUAUAUGCACCAAGGAGGACACUAGGGUGAAAGAAACGUCUGGCUUUAUGUCAAAAACCUUUCUAGAGAUCCUCACUCCUCCUGAUUCAUGAGCGUUUGGUUGAUUCACAAUCUGUGUAUGACUUUUAGAAAAAAAAAAAAACUUACUUUUUUUCCUCUACAUAAAUCCUCUCUGUAGAACUAUGACUUUUCACCUGUAGCUCUGAAU